AGAGCGACAAGAAUCGUUAAAUUCUAUCAGUUACCCUGUCUUAAAUGUUCUUUGUUCAUAAAUGUUUUGAUAACAAUGAGCACGGGGAUAGAUGUCUGUUCAAUCUCCACGGCGCACUUGUCGGCCAGCGACUACUAAAUCUGCGACUGAAAUGAGUAAUAAGUGACCAGCGGAAUUAUCCGGCAGACCGUUUCCUUCGAGCCAUAACGGUCUGCAACCGCGCCACAAAAUACCAAGCCUGUGAAAAACUGGGAGAUACUGUUUCAAACUUUCACGUAUGAUGUAUCCGAAAAUAAUAAUUGUUAAUCCUGUUCUGAUUUUUCAUAUCCUUAUUGUUCAGCAUUAAUAACGACCAAGUGAGCAAAUGACAAUCGCAGCUUGUGGUUGUUGUGUGAGCAUCCAUUGAUCAUGCGUAGCCCAUGGCCGGUUCGAUUAUCAUCGUACCGACCGCUACUCGAAGCUUUCGUAGUGCCGUGUAAAGAGAGAUACAUAUUUCAGAGCGGAACUAAAUUGAUCCGCGGAUAUAAGUUUGGCUGAAAGCUUGAAACUAUCCCUUCAUUCGGCAACCUCUGGAAUAAUUCAUCAUCAACACGGUUGCAUGUGAUACGUCUAUUGACAGCAAAUCCGCAAGAUUUCGAAUCAUGUCCUUUGCUACCUGGUUCGAUGGGCAUAAUCGCGCUAGUUCAGCUGUCCGGCGUUUACUGGGAUGGCGGCAGGGAGACGAAGACGAAGCAUGGGCGGCCAAGGCCAUUGAUGCCUUGGUAAAGAAACUAAAAAACCGAAAGGGUGCAAUGGAGGAUUUGGAUCGAGCGCUGGAAGUACGAAGCGCUAAUUCCAAAUGUAUUACUAUUCCCAGAUCACAGGAUGGACGCUUGCAAGUUAGCCACAGAAAAGGACUACCACAUGUAAUUUACUGCCGUGUGUGGAGGUGGCCAGAUUUACAAAAUCAUCAUGAACUGAGAGCCGUGCAGAGCUGCCAGAAUCCUUUUGAGAACAAUACCAAUAAAGACGUCUGCAUAAAUCCAUUUCAUUAUGAACGGAUCGAAAGUCAAUCAUUGUCUCAAAUGCCCCCUGUCUUGGUGCCGCGACAUGAUGAAUACAGUCCAACUCAUGCCAAUCCGCCAUUGUUCCAUCAAAUGCUCAAAGAUGAAGAAUAUACCAUUCCACGCAACUUUACGUACGGCGAGCCUCACAGUCCUGAUAUGGCUGGUAACCGGCAUGUUUUUAGCCCCAUCCAAAGCACGUCAAGCAGUCCACUUACCAAUGGAGGAUUCUCUUUUCCUCCUUCGCCAUCUUCGCAGCCAUAUAGCCCACACUGCUACACAGGUCCGCAAUCGCAUAACCUGCUUGACGAAGAAAUGGGGGGCAGCACACAAGCGGCACCGAAUAUAAAGCCAGAUGACAUUGUAGCUAUGGUUCCAAUGGAGGAAACGGAAAUGUGGUGCACAAUCCAGUAUUAUGAACUGAAUGCGCGCGUUGGGGAACCAUUCAAUGCUCCACGUUAUACGGGGCCGGAUGGCAUCGAUGUGGACGGCUUCACCGAUCCAACCGUUAAUGGGAAGCGAUUCUCACUGGGGCUGCUAUCCAAUCUUCAAAGAAAUUCUGUCAUUGAAAAUACGCGACGUUGUAUCCGACAUGGGGUUCGACUGUACUACACCAAUGGAGACGUUUAUGCGGAAUGUCUGAGCAAACAUUCCAUAUUCAUUCAGAGCCAAGAAAGCAAUGUCCGUCAUCAGCUGAAUCAAGCAUCAAUCGUGAAGCUGCAGCAUCAAAGGUCACAAAAGAUAUUUUCUACAGCUAAUUUCGCCAAGAUUCUCCAGAGCCGGGCUGAAUCGACGCAGAUCAAUGCGUAUGAUGCUGUAUUUGAACUGCAGAAAAUGUGCAUCAUCCGCAUCAGCUUCGUUAAGGGUUGGGGAGCGGAUUAUAACCGGCAAGACGUCACUAGUACGCCCUGUUGGAUUGAAAUCCGCCUGCAUGCUCCUAUGAUUUGGCUGGAUAAAGUCCUCACACAAUUGCCACCUCCGCCCAUCAUGCUGCAGUCGGACACGUAACAAUCACCCAGCACAAUUGACUAACCAUAAGCCAUUUCACGAAAAUCUCAGCAGUAAUUCCGGCCAGUUUUUCGCUUUCUUUUUUGACAUCUUUCCUUUUAUAUGGUUAUGUAGCAGCCGUUAAUUUCAAUACCGUAGCUUGAUAAAGCAUCAAUAAUGUCUUGCCACUUACCGCAAGUUUUGCUUGCGCUGUACAUAAUACUGUGCGCAGCCAGAAUCGCGCUCUACGAGGUGCAGAACGAAUGAGCAAAACUGCCAAAAAUAGAUGUUCAUUCCUUCUCUACUGUGCUUCUACAGCACGGUCCUAGUGCAUCAUAAUACAUAAUACAUAAUACGUAUAAUUGUUAAAGUGGACUGGUAGACUGGCUGGCAUGUAUGCAAUACUAUGCAGCGCAUGUUAUGCCGUAUAGCAAUAUUGUUAUUGUAGUUUCAUUUGCUGCAUUGUUACUUACUAGUUUCACCGCUUUCUUUACAUACUAAUGGUAAGGUGAAUUUUUGUACA
Paramacrobiotus metropolitanus is the source of this 2553-nucleotide messenger RNA. Its product is annotated as mothers against decapentaplegic homolog 9-like. Gene Ontology annotation, molecular function: RNA polymerase II cis-regulatory region sequence-specific DNA binding; I-SMAD binding; DNA-binding transcription factor activity, RNA polymerase II-specific. The record is from RefSeq and is a predicted model, not a curated record. Lineage: Eukaryota; Metazoa; Tardigrada; Eutardigrada; Parachela; Macrobiotidae. The coding region runs from base 642 to 2051 and encodes 469 amino acids. The transcript has 7 exons. Gene Ontology annotation, biological process: SMAD protein signal transduction; regulation of transcription by RNA polymerase II; BMP signaling pathway. Gene Ontology annotation, cellular component: heteromeric SMAD protein complex.